Messenger RNA from Pipistrellus nathusii (Nathusius's pipistrelle), 1584 nucleotides. The record is from the annotation of a GenBank genome assembly. Lineage: Eukaryota; Metazoa; Chordata; Mammalia; Chiroptera; Vespertilionidae.
AUGUCCAUCCUCUCUGCUCUUCUCUGCCUCGGGCUGAGUCUGGACCAGAUCAUCCAUGUGAAGGCAGGGACCCUCUCCAAAGCCACCCUCUGGGCUGAGCCAGGCCCUGUGAUCCCUUAUGGGAGCCCUGUGACCCUCUGGUGUCAGGGAACCCUGGAAGCCCAGGAGUUCUGUAUGUAUAGACAACAAAAGCGUGUGCUUUGGAAAACACAGACUAACUGGAAUCCCCGAGACAAGGUCAAGUUCUCCAUCACACGCAUGACAGAGCAUGAUGCAGGGAGAUACUACUGUUACUAUAUCAGAUUCACAGGCUGGUCAGAGCCCAGUGACCCUCUGCAUCUGGUGGUGACAGGAUCCUUCAACAAACCCAGCCUCUCAGCCCUGCCCAGCCCUGUUGUGCCCUCAGGGGGGCACGUGACUCUCCAGUGUGGCUCAGGGCAGGGGUUUGGCAGGUUCCUUCUGACUAAGGAAGGAGAUCACAGGUUCUACAGGCAUCUGGACUCACAAUCACAGCCCAGUGGGCGGUCCCAGGCCCUGUUCCCUGUUGGCCCCAUAACACCCAUUCAUAGGUGGACGUUCAGAUGCUAUGGCUAUUACAGGGAGAGGCCCCAUAUGUGGUCACACCCCAGUGACCCUCUGGAGCUCUUGGUCUCAGGUGAGUCUGGGAAGCCCUCUCUCCUGAGCCAGCAGGGCCCCAUCGUGGCCUCUGGACAGAACCUGACCCUCCAGUGUCGCUCUGAUGUCGGCUAUGACAGAUUCGCUCUGCACAAGGAGGGGGGACAGGACCUCCCCCAGAGCCUUGUCCUGCAGCCCCAGGCUGGGCUCUCUCAGGCCCACUUCCCCCUGGGCACUGUGAGCAGCUCCCAUGGGGGCCGGUACAGAUGCUACGGUGGAUACAACCUCUCCUCUGAGUGGUCGGCCCCCAGCGACCCCCUGGACAUCCUAGUGGCAGGACACCUGCCUGACAGACCAUCUCUAUCAGUGGUGGUACACAUGGGCCCCAGGGUGGCAUCUAAAGGAAUGGUGACCCUACGGUGUCAGUCACAGAGCUCGAGAGACACUUUCCUUCUGUCCAAGGAGGGGACAGCCAAUCCCCCCCUGCGUCUGAGAUCAAAGCGCCAAGCUCGGCAGUUCCAGGCAGAGUUCUCCUUGAGUCCUGUGACCUCAGCCAAUGGGAGCACCUACAGGUGCUACAGCUCAAACAGCUCCUCCCCCUUCCUGCUGUCACACCCCAGUGAGCCCCUGGAGCUCCUAGUCUCAGGAGGCUCUGAUGAUCCCUCCCUCCACACCAUGGCAUUGGGCCCACAGAUGGGAGCAGCUGGUCUCCUGGGACCAUCACAGAACAAGUCAGACUCCAAGGCAGCCUCAACCCCCCAAGACUACACCGUGGGGAAUAUCACCCGGAUGGGCGUGGCUGGCUUGGUCCUGGUGGUCGUUGGGGUGUUGCUGUUUCAGAACUGGCAGCCGGGACGGAAACCAAAAGACAACAAACCCACCACGCAGCGAGACAGAACUUUGGAAAUGGAUCUGAUGCUCCCAAGAGGUUCUGGAGAAUCACUGGGUCCUAAGGCAGCUCCAUUUUAA